This is a messenger RNA of Urocitellus parryii (Arctic ground squirrel), 1219 nucleotides long. RefSeq names its product CDC42 small effector 2 (gene Cdc42se2). NCBI's taxonomy places the organism in Eukaryota, Metazoa, Chordata, Mammalia, Rodentia, Sciuridae. The record is from RefSeq and is a predicted model, not a curated record. Gene Ontology annotation, cellular component: plasma membrane. Gene Ontology annotation, biological process: regulation of Rho protein signal transduction. Gene Ontology annotation, molecular function: small GTPase binding.
CGAGCGCGGGGACUGUAGGAGCCGAGGAGCCAGAGGUCAGAGCGGCUGCAGCUGGAGCUAGCGGAUGAAACAAAGGCGACGAUAGAGCCAGUUUUGAGUAUGUGGAUUUUUGAAUGAAACCUGGAACCCAAAUGAGAAGAAACCUUCAAGGAACAACUUCUAUUGAUAAUGAKUCUGCAAAAUCAUCUGUGUGCAUACAUAUGGAGUGUUCUCAUUUCAGAUUUARCUGAAUGAAUGGUUCAUUCAUGAGGAGUGACUACCUGUUAUAGGCCCUGGGUCAGGAGAGCAAUUUUGUACCUUCCUGCUGGUUCAGAAACAAGUCUCUGUAGAACCAGAAGCAAAGAAAAGGAAACAAUCUGACUUUUUUCUUACACUGACUAUAUAUAAGAUACUUGACUUCCAAGAACAAAGGCAGUGAAAUACAAUUUUUGUUUUGAUUGAAUAUUCAUCACAUUGAGGAUCAUACUUUGUGGAGCUUCCUGAAGUGAGAUUUGGAACCUUCAUUGGUGCUCAUUUAUACCUUGGACUGUAAGCAUGAGUGAAUUCUGGUUGUGUUUCAACUGCUGUAUUGCAGAACAGCCUCAGCCUAAAAGACGACGACGGAUUGACCGAAGCAUGAUUGGAGAGCCAACCAACUUCGUACACACUGCUCAUGUAGGAUCAGGAGACCUGUUCAGUGGGAUGAAUUCAGUUAGCUCCAUUCAGAACCAGAUGCAGUCCAAGGGAGGGUACGGAGGUGGUAUGUCUGCCAAUGUGCAGAUGCAGCUUGUGGACACGAAGGCGGGAUAGCCCUGGGUCCUUCCCCAGUCAUUGUGAAUUUCUAUAUUUUUCUGUCUACUAUAAUUUUUUUUGUCUUGUGAUUGCAUUUAUUUUAUUUUUAAUUACAAAAAAGAAGUGCGAUGGCAUCUUAUUCACCCUCUGUGAUUACUCCAGUGAGAUGUUGCUGUUCUGCUCUGAAGAAGAUACUGUCAAGCGGAUCCCGCCUUUUCUCCGCUGGCGUGCAUGCCUUUGGACUCGUGGACUGAGUUCUUUGGAUUGUAGCUGAAUUUUCAACGUUUAAUCAAUGUGGAUCUGAUCUUAGCAUGAUUUUUAUUUGUUUUCGUGAAUGCUAGCACCAUUUUGUAAUUUUUUUCCAUUGUAGACAUUUUCUUUCCACCUCCAACCCCCUCUGCCUUAUGAUUUCACUGGUAAACAAAGAUCUGCUAUUGCUAACUUGUCA